Messenger RNA from Piliocolobus tephrosceles (Ugandan red Colobus), 3439 nucleotides. RefSeq names its product GTF2I repeat domain containing 1 (gene GTF2IRD1). The coding region runs from base 393 to 3272 and encodes 959 amino acids. The record is from RefSeq and is a predicted model, not a curated record. The transcript has 27 exons. Gene Ontology annotation, molecular function: DNA-binding transcription factor activity. Gene Ontology annotation, cellular component: nucleus. Gene Ontology annotation, biological process: transcription by RNA polymerase II. NCBI's taxonomy places the organism in Eukaryota, Metazoa, Chordata, Mammalia, Primates, Cercopithecidae.
UAAAUGGCAGCCAAUGGAGGGUGGUGUUGCGCGGGGCUGGGAUUAGGGCCGGGGCGAAUGGCUGGCAAUCUUACUGGGAUUACAGAACAAAGAGCCUCCCCGCGCUCCCGCUCUCCGCUCCGCUCCCCGCGCCGCCCCGCCCUCCGCCGCAGCCCGCGCCGGGGGUGGGGGCCGCCGAGCGCCAGCCCCCCGGCCGGCCGAUCCCCCCCCGCGCCCCCUCCCCGCGCCUCCCUCCCCGCCCUCGCCGCGCCGCCGUCCUCGCCUCCCUCUGCCUCUCCUUCCCCCAUUCUCCCGGAUUAAUUAAGGAGGCAGCGGCAGGAGGCUGAGUCCUGGCCGCGGGCCGGGGCCGGGGCGCCGCUGGCAGGAGCGCUUGGGGAUCCUCCAAGGCGACCAUGGCCUUGCUGGGCAAGCGCUGUGACGUCCCCGCCAACGGCUGCGGACCCGACCGCUGGAACUCUGCCUUCACCCGCAAAGACGAGAUCAUCACCAGCCUCGUGUCUGCCUUAGACUCCAUGUGCUCAGCGCUGUCCAAACUGAACGCCGAGGUGGCCUGUGUCGCCGUGCACGAUGAGAGCGCCUUCGUGGUGGGCACGGAGAAGGGAAGAAUGUUCCUAAAUGCCCGGAAGGAGCUACAGUCAGAUUUCCUCAGGUUCUGCCGAGGGCCCCCAUGGAAGGAUCCGGAGGCAGAGCACCCCAAGAAGGUGCAGCGGGGUGAGGGCAGCGGCCGGAGCCUCCCUCGGUCCUCCCUGGAACACGGCUCAGAUGUGUACCUUCUGCGGAAGAUGGUAGAGGAGGUGUUUGAUGUUCUUUAUAGCGAGGCCCUGGGAAGGGCCAGCGUGGUGCCGCUGCCCUAUGAGAGGCUGCUCAGGGAGCCAGGGCUGCUGGCUGUACAGGGACUGCCAGAGGGCCUGGCCUUCCGGAGGCCGGCUGAGUAUGACCCCAAGGCCCUCAUGGCCAUCCUGGAACAUAGCCACCGCAUCCGCUUCAAGCUCAAGAGGCCACUUGAGGAUGGCGGGCGGGACUCGAAGGCCCUGGUGGAGUUGAAUGGUGUCUCCCUGAUACCCAAGGGGUCACGGGACUGUGGCCUGCAUGGCCAGGCCCCCAAGGUGCCACCCCAGGACCUGCCCCCCACCGCCGCCUCCUCCUCCAUGGCCAGCUUCCUGUACAGCACGGCGCUCCCCAACCACGCCAUCCGAGAGCUCAAGCAGGAAGCACCUUCCUGCCCCCUUGCCCCCAGCGACCUGGGUCUGAGUCGGCCCAUGCCAGAGCCCAAGUCCACUGGUGCCCAAGACUUCUCCGACUGUUGUGGACAGAAGCCCACCGGGCCUGGUGGGCCUCUCAUCCAGAACGUCCAUGCUUCCAAGCGCAUUCUCUUCUCCAUUGUCCAUGACAAGUCAGAGAAGUGGGACGCCUUCAUAAAGGAAACCGAGGACAUCAACACGCUCCGGGAGUGUGUGCAGAUCCUGUUUAACAGCAGAUAUGCGGAAGCCCUGGGCCUGGACCACAUGGUCCCCGUGCCCUACCGGAAGAUUGCCUGCGACCCGGAGGCUGUGGAGAUUGUGGGCAUCCCGGACAAGAUCCCCUUCAAGCGCCCCUGCACUUACGGAGUCCCCAAGCUGAAGCGGAUCCUGGAGGAGCGUCAUAGCAUCCACUUCAUCAUUAAGAGGAUGUUUGAUGAGCGAAUUUUCACAGGGAACAAGUUUACCAAAGACACCACGAAGCUGGAGCCAGCCAGCCCGCCAGAGGACACCUCUGCAGAGGUCUCUAGGGCCACCGUCCUUGACCUUGCUGGAAAUGCUCGGUCAGACAAGGGCAGCAUGUCUGAAGACUGCGGGCCAGGAACCUCCGGGGAGCUGGGCGGGCUGAGGCCUAUCAAAAUUGAGCCAGAGGAUCUGGACAUCAUUCAGGUCACCAUCCCAGACCCCUCGCCAACCUCUGAGGAAAUGACAGACUCGAUGCCUGGACACCUGCCAUCAGAGGAUUCUGGUUAUGGGAUGGAGAUGCUGACAGACAAAGGCCUGAGCGAGGACCCACGGCCUGAGGAGAGGCCUGUAGAGGACAGCCACGGUGAUGUGAUCCGGCCCCUGCGGAAGCAGGUGGAGCUGCUCUUCAACACACGAUAUGCCAAGGCCAUUGGCAUCUCAGAGCCCGUCAAGGUGCCGUACUCCAAGUUUCUGAUGCACCCGGAGGAGCUCUUCGUGGUGGGACUCCCUGAAGGCAUCUCCCUCCGCAGGCCCAACUGCUUCGGGAUCGCCAAGCUCCGGAAGAUUCUGGAGGCCAGCAACAGCAUCCAGUUUGUCAUCAAGAGGCCUGAGCUGCUCACUGAGGGAGUCAAAGAGCCCAUCGUGGAGAGUCAAGGAACUGCCUCCUCACUUGGCUUCUCUCCCCCUGCCCUGCCCCCAGAGAGGGAUUCCGGGGACCCUCUGGUGGACGAGAACCUGAAGAGACAGGGCUUUCAAGAAAAUUACGACGCGAGGCUGUCAAGGAUCGACAUCGCCAACACGCUAAGGGAGCAGGUCCAGGACCUUUUCAAUAAGAAAUACGGGGAAGCCUUGGGUAUCAAGUACCCGGUCCAGGUCCCCUACAAGCGGAUCAAGAGUAACCCCGGCUCCGUGAUCAUUGAGGGGCUGCCCCCAGGAAUCCCGUUCCGAAAGCCCUGCACCUUCGGCUCCCAGAACCUGGAGAGGAUUCUUGCUGUGGCCGACAAGAUCAAGUUCACAGUCACCAGGCCUUUCCAAGGACUCAUCCCAAAGCCUGAUGAAGAUGAUGCCAACAGACUCGGGGAAAAGGUGAUCCUGCGGGAGCAGGUGAAGGAACUCUUCAAUGAGAAAUACGGGGAGGCCCUGGGCCUGAACCGGCCGGUGCUGGUCCCUUAUAAACUAAUCCGGGACAGCCCAGAUGCCGUGGAGGUCACGGGCCUGCCUGAUGACAUCCCCUUCCGGAACCCCAACACCUACGACAUCCACCGGCUGGAGAAGAUCCUGAAGGCCCGAGAGCACGUCCGCAUGGUCAUCAUUAACCAGCUCCAACCCUUUGCAGAAAUCUGCAAUGAUGCCAAGGUGCCAGCCAAAGACAGCAGCAUUCCCAAGCGCAAGAGAAAGCGGGUCUCCGAAGGAAAUUCCGUCUCCUCUUCCUCCUCGUCUUCCUCUUCCUCGUCCUCUAACCCGGAUUCAGUGGCAUCGGCCAAUCAGAUCUCACUCGUGCAAUGGCCAAUGUACAUGGUGGACUAUGCCGGCCUGAACGUGCAGCUCCCGGGACCUCUUAAUUACUAGACCUCAGUACUGAAUCAGGACCUCACUCAGAAAGACUAAAGGAAAUGUAAUUUAUGUACAAAGUGUAUAUUCGGAUAUGUAUCGAUGCCUUUUAGUUUUUCCAAUGAUUUUUACACUAUAUUCCUGCCACCAAGGCCUUUUUAAAUAAGUAAAAAAAGAAAAAAAAA